UUCCCGCGGAGGUUCGCUGCGGCUCUCGCGAGAACUCCUCCCGCCCCCCCAUCCCGUCCCGCCCCCCGCGCGGCGGGUGAGCGAGCGAGUGAAGAAUGCGAGACCUAACGGCUCAGGUAACGAGCAGUCUGCUGCAGUUUCCAGAGGUGACUGUUGAGGCACUUGGGGAAGAUGAGAUCACCCUAGACUCUGUGCUGUGUGGGAAGUUUUCUGGAGGCAGAAGUGGCCUGGCGUGGCUGGCGUGUGGUCCCCAGCUGGAGGUGGUGAACUCAGUGACAGGAGAGCGUCUCUCUGCGUAUCGCUUCAGCGGAGUGAACGAGCAGCCUCCCACUGUUCGCGUGGUGAAGGAGUUUUCUUGGCAGAAGAGGACUGGGCUCCUGGUUGGCUUGGAGGAAGCAGAGGGAAGUGUUCUCUGUCUGUACGACCUUGGGACCUCAAGAGUGGUUAAAGCAAUUGCUCUUUCAGGGAGGGUGACGGCCAUCGAACCCAUCAGCAACGACGGCGGAGCCAGCGUGAGCACCCGGCACCUGCAUCAGAGUCUGCGAUGGCUCUUUGGAGUGGCAGCAGUGGCCACAGACGUUGGCCAUGUCCUUCUGGUUGACCUUUGUUUGGAUGAUUUGUCUUGCAGUCAGAAUGAAGUAGAAGCGUCGGAUCUCGAAGUUGUCACUAGAAUUCCUGCUGAAGUUCCACAAAGAAGAGAAGCUGUGACCAGAGAAGGGAGGCAUCUCUGUUUUCAAUUACAAAGUCCUUCAGGAACAGCAGUAUCAACCCUGUGCUACAUAAGCAGAAGCAACCAGCUUGUUGUGGGUUUUUCUGAUGGCUACUUGUCACUAUGGAACAUGAAAACUUUGAAGAGGGAGCACCACUCCCAGCUUGAAGGAGGAAGGAUUCCUGUCUAUGCAGUUACUUUUCAAGAGCCUGAGAAUGAUCCCCGUAACUGUUGCUAUUUGUGGGCUGUUCAGUCUACACAACAAAGUGAAGGUGAUGUUGUGAGUUUACAUCUGUUGCAGUUAGCAUUUGGUGACAGGAAACGCCUGGCAUCAGGACAAGUCAUGUACGAGGGUUUGGAAUACUGUGAUGAAAGGUACAAUUUAGAUCUCACUGGUGGAAUCUUUCCCUUAAGAGGGCAGACCAGCAAUACUAAAUUACUCAGCUGUCAAACCAUAGAAAAAUUUCGCAACCAUGCUGACAGAGAGGAUAGCAUUAAUGAAGUAGUCUCUCCUGACACCAGUGUAUCGAUCUUCAGUUGGCAAGUGAAUACCUAUGGUCAGGGAAAACCAUCUACUUAUUUGGGUGUGUUUGACAUCAAUCGCUGGUAUCAUGCUCAAAUGCCAGACUCACUGAGGCCAGAAGAAUUCCUUCAUGAUUGCCCCUAUUUUGCACUGUGGUCACUGGAUCCUGUAAUAAGCAUGACUUCUCCAAACCUCAUUUUGGAUAUUCUGGUACACGAGCGUAGUCUAAGUCGGGGGGUUCCUCCUUCUUAUCCACCACCUGAACAGUUUUUUAAUCCAAGCACCUAUAAUUUUGAUGUGACGUGCUUGCUCAACUCGGGAAUUGUUCACAUGACUUGCACCGGCUUCCAGAAGGAGACCCUGAAGUUUUUGAAGAAAUCUGGUCCUUUAAUAAGUGAAGCCAUUCAUGACAGCUACACUCGAUGUCUUGUAGCUGGCUUGCUGUCUCCAAGACUGGUUGAUGUCCAGCCAUCCAGUCUGAGUCAGGAGGAGCAGUUAGAAGCAGUGUUGUCAGCUGCUGUGCAAACAGGUUCUUUAGAGCUUCUGACGGGAUGCAUUAAACACUGGACUUCCGAAGAGCAGCCAAGUUCUGCUGGAAAUUUACGGUUUGUUCUUGAGUGGACGUGGAACAAAGUGAUCUGUACAAAAGAUGAACUGGACCAAAUAUGUGUUCCGCUGUUUGAUGGCUCCUGCAACUUCAUUGACCCGCAGACAUUACAGUCCCUUCAGCACUGCCAGCUGCUUCUGAGCAACCUCAGCACAGUCCUGAACUGUUUUCUAACAGAAGCCCGAGAGCUUACUGAGAAAGGUUUUUCAGACUUAACAAAUAAGCAGGUGGUAACCAGCCUCAUUUCUUUGUAUGCACAAGUGGUGAUCUGGUUCUGUCGAUCCAGUCUCCUUCCUGAGGGUUUAGAUGAUCACAUGCAUUUGUCUAGACCUUUCUACAAUUACCCUCUGAUUCAGAGCUACUAUACGGGUCACCGACAGAAACUCGAGCAUUUAUCAAGAGGAAAAUGGGAUUCUGACUGCUUGAUGAUUGAUGGAAUGGUUUCCCAGUUGGGAGAGCAAGUGGAGAAGUUGUGGCAGAGAGAUGAAGGCGGCACUGGGAAAUACCCACCUGUUAGUUUACAUGCACUGCUGGAUCUCUAUUUGCUAGAAAGCAUUGAAGAAAGUGACAAACAUGCAAUUACAAUUUACUUGCUGCUGGAUAUCAUGCAUUCCUUUCCAAAUAAAACAGAAACUUCAAUUGACUCCUUUCCAACUGCCUUUGCUAUCCCUUGGGGUCUUGUUAAGCUGAUUCAAGGGUUUUGGCUCCUAGAUCACAAUGAUUAUGAAAAUUCCCUGGCCCUGCUCUUCCAUCCGGCUACAAUCAAGACAGUGUCAUGGCAACACAUGAGGAUAAUUCAGUCCCUCAUGUGCCAGGGAGAGCACAGGCGAGCCCUCAGGUACAUCCAGAUGAUGAAGCCGUCGAUGUCCAGCAGCAGUGAAGUGCGGCUGUUCCUCACCGUGUUGUUGUCCAACAGGUGCAUGGUGGAGGCUUGGAGUCUGCUGCAGCAGCACACCACGAAGUUAAACAUAGAAGAGCUGCUAAAGCACAUGUAUGAAAUCUGUCAGGAGAUGGGGCUCAUGGAAGAUUUGCUGAAGCUGCCCUUCACAGACACAGAAAAAGAGUGUUUGGAGAAGUUUUUACAGGCCAAAUCUGGUGUUCAGAACCGUGAAUUCCUCUUAGUCCACCAUCUGCAGCGUGCCAACUACAUCCCAGCACUCCAGCUGAAUCAGUCCAUGAAGGCCAGUCUGACGAAUGAUCGUGAUCCUCGCUUGAGAGAGAGAGCAGUUGCCAGAAAUUCUCUGUUAGACCAAUAUGGCAAGAUCCUUCCCACAGUUCAAAGGAAGCUGGCAGUAGAGCGAGCCAAGCCGUACCGUUUGCCUUCGUCGGUCUUAAGAGAAGUCCCAAGGCCAAAGCCUUUAUCCACAGCAACAAGGCAAGCUAAUGCAGGAAAUGUACAUACAAGAGCAACUUUCAUCAGUAAAGUGUUGUCCAAAAUUGGCGAAGUAUGGUUAGGAAAUGAGCAGAAAACAAAUAUCUCACUAUGUGAUAGUCCUAGAACUACAGAGCCAGCAGUCAGUACUCAUCCUCUCCCUGCUGCUGAGUUGCCUGAUGCAUUUCUUGGGACACCUAUUACAAAACUUUCUCAAAAGUGUUCAAGGUUGCUGGAUUUGGUGGUUCGUCCUGUUCCUUCCCGCGCUGAGGCACAGGAGGGGAACUGGCAGUCCCCGUGCAGGGCUUCUACUUCUUCUGUGGCAUCCAGCCCCCUGAGAUCAAAUACACAUCGCUCCAGCUCCCAAAAGAAUCUGCGAAGGGCAUCAGAGUUGAAUUUACUGGAAACUCCUCUUGUGGUCAAGGUUUGUAUUUUAAAAAGUCAGUAGCAGCCAACCAAACCAAAAGCUUGUGAGCUUUGUUUAAGAUUAAAUCCCUGGAUUCAAAUUGUGAGAUAUUUUUAGCAUGCACGUAGUUAUGCUAUGCACAGUCCUUUUCCAAGCAGUGAAAUGGGAACCAAAGGAAAGUUUAAUUUUCAAAUAAUUGCAGCGGUGACCUUGUCCCACAGCUUUGAGAAAUACACUUUUUAUUACAUGGAACAAAGCAAGUUGAACCUGAACUUUUCAAUCUAUACUUAGCAGCUUAAAGAUGCAAUUUGUGGCUUAACCAUGACAGUAUUUAAGUGCUGAGUAGCUUUGCAUAGUUUGAUUUCCGCUUCUACAACCAAGAACUGCAUGCUUCAGACUCUUAAUCCAGUCACAUGAAUGACAACUAAGCAAUGUCAGUGAUGUCAGUCUCUGUCAUAUUCAGUGAUGACUCUCAGCAGUAGUUUUGCUUAUCAGUUGUUUGUGUUAAACUGUAUUUCCAGUCACUGGCAUCAAACUGUUACCAUGCAAGGCAGUAACACCUGACAUGGGCCCUUGGUUCUGCUCUUUUUGCUUUUGCCUACCUGAAUGAAAUCAUUGCCAUCUCCCUCAGUUAUAACCUUUUUCUUGUUAUGAAAUACCAUCUAUACUAUUGAACUAGCUUUAUCCCUCUAACUCUUUCAAUAUUGUAAAACAUUUCUGACCCAGGAAGACCUGAACAGUGCUACAUGAAGAGAUGUAUUUUUACAGCACUUUACAGUCCUUCUAUCUUGUGUGCAGAUUGAUUAAUUAGUGCAGAAAUAAGAUGUGGCUGUUGCUCUGUUGCCUGGCAUCUGGAAUACAGUAAUUGAAAAUGCUGCCAUGUGGAGUAAUGGUUGUGUGCCUUUUAAAAGAGCAGUGUAGAAACUGCAAAAAUUACUGGGAUAGAAGCGAACAUUGUAGACAACAAGAUAGUAUAUUCUUGCUUCUUCAGGAAAUUUGAAAAAUUAACUUUCUGUUGUCAUGACUGAAGUGUUUUGUUUAUUGGGGACCCAAUUGUAUUUUACCCUGUUGGAGGGCAAAUGGUCAGUUCUGAACAGAUAUAUCAGAAACAGAGCAUGUGAAUUGCACACAGGGACUGCACUGAUCCCUGCGCCUCAAACACAAACUCUCAGCUGUAAGCUAGUACAGAGUAGGUAUGUAUGUUUCACAUUCAGGGGUGAGCAGAAAGGAAAAUCAACAUUUCAGUGUUUUCAUCUAGCUCAGAGUGAAAUUAGUCUGUACUGAAUAAAUCAUUGACAGACAUCUUUUAACUUUAGGUUAUUGAAGACAGUGCAGUGACAGCAUAAACUUGAGAAGCAGCACCUAAAACACCACCAUAUAGUGAACUACAUCCAUAAAGCAAUCUUAAUACAGCUAUGAUACUAUAAA
Messenger RNA from Cyanistes caeruleus (blue tit), 5045 nucleotides. NCBI's taxonomy places the organism in Eukaryota, Metazoa, Chordata, Aves, Passeriformes, Paridae. The record is from RefSeq and is a predicted model, not a curated record.